AUGUCCUGCCAGCAAAGCCAGCAGCAGUGCCAGCCCCCUCCCAAAUGCCAGACCCCCAAGUGCCCUCCCAAGUCCCCUCCCCAGGCUCCAUGCUCUCUUCCUGUCUCCUCUGGCUGCGGAGCCAGCUCUGGGGGAUGUGGCAGCUCUGGCUCUGAGCACAGCUGCCACCUCUUUUCCCACCAUCACAGGAGAUCCCAUGGAUGCAGGCGCCAGAGCUCUGAGUCCUGUGACAGUGGCACUGGGAACAACCAGCAGUCUGGAGGCUGCAGUGGGAGCUCUGGGGGCUGCUGCUGA
This is a messenger RNA of Dromiciops gliroides (monito del monte), 294 nucleotides long. Its product is annotated as late cornified envelope protein 3D-like. Lineage: Eukaryota; Metazoa; Chordata; Mammalia; Microbiotheria; Microbiotheriidae. The coding region runs from base 1 to 294 and encodes 97 amino acids. The record is from RefSeq and is a predicted model, not a curated record. The transcript has a single exon. Gene Ontology annotation, biological process: epidermis development.